Molecule: messenger RNA, 450 nt
Organism: Eimeria mitis
Lineage: Eukaryota; Apicomplexa; Conoidasida; Eucoccidiorida; Eimeriidae
Exons: 5
Coding region: 1-450 (149 amino acids)
Source: RefSeq, a predicted model, not a curated record
AUGUUUCAGUCGCCUCCCCAGCCGCUUCUGGCCAAGGACAGCCUGCUCGCUGCUCUAGAGGCAGUCAAGAGAAGUGCAGACUCUGGAUCUGUGUACCUGUUGGAGUCUAGUGUCCAAGAGGCACUGCCUGAACAUGCAGAAGCAAAGGCGAAAGUGGCGGCAAUUCGCGAGUUGGUGCGAGACCUAGAACAGCUGAAACAGGAAAGGGCCCGUCUGGCAAUGUUUCGCCAUCAGACGCCGAAGGAAAUCCGCAGCGAAUACGCCCAGAUGAUGCUCACGGGCCUUUUCACGGGGUUGGCUGCUGCGAUCCACCCAAUAUUUUUCGUUGUAUGUUUUCUUAGUGUGCACGCAGGAACUGUGAAGAUGGACGAAGUCAAUCGGACGGUCAAGGAGAAACGAGCUGCUCUAAAUGCUCACAUCGAUGCACUUGCUCAUAUGGUGGGGCAGUAA